AAAACAUAUUGGAACACUUAAAUUAUUUAUUAAAGUACAAAUAAACACGUAAAUAACAAUAAUAAAUCACAAACAAUGAGUUCAAAUGCUGGUAGAAUUAACUAGUGCAAAACAAUGGAAUGUAAACAGAUUCAGAACACUGACUUCGCCUUUCCAACAUGAUUCAAAACAAUUCUUAAAAAAACACCUAGCCUUAAUAUUAUAGUAUAGUUAUAGUACUAUAUAUAAUAGUUUUAUAAUAAUUAUAAUUAUUAUUCAUUGCCAAUCAGAUUUUUCAUAAAGGGUGUCAUUUUAAAGGUAUUCUUAGUGUAGAAUCUAAAUUCUGAAGUAUGCGGGAUUAACUCCUGAAAUCGUUAUUUAUAUGACGAACAUGACAUGCUUUUAUUUUGAAAUGUUCACCGGAAGUACGUUCGCUAAACCGCUAACUUUAGCUUUACACUCCGCAAAAAAAUCACUUUUUGUCAUUGCAUGUGUCAAUAAUAGAUUUUUUUUUUUGUUCUUUUUUUUCGUUUGCAAAUGCUGUUAACCAGCGAUUUUUCAUGUUUGAAGUGUCACCUUUUAACCGCAAGUUUGCUUUCACGAGACGACAGCCAAUGUUUCAUAGCAGGCUAAAGUACCGAACACAGACUGGAACAAGUACGAUGAUCGGUUGAUGAAGGCAGUGGAACGUGGGGAAGUGGACAAGGCGGCUGCUGUUCUAAGCAAGAAGGGUAUAGUCCCAACAAAGCUUGAUGUGGAGGGACGCUCUGCGUUUCAUCUGGCUGCAACGCGAGGGCACUUGGACUGUCUGAAUCUCAUCCUGUCACACAAUCCAGACAUUACUGCAUCUGAUGCCACUGGUAAAAAUGCUCUCCAUCUGGCUUCAAGAAAUGGGCAUUCACUGUGUGUGCAAAAACUUCUCCAGCAUAGCUGCCCAGUUGGAAACGUGGAUCUACAAGGAAGAACAGCUUUACAUGAUGCUGUCAUGGCAGGCUGCUCAUCUAGUGUGAAACUUCUCUGCGACAGUGGUGCUUCUGUCAAUGCCAGUGAUUUUGAUGGCAGGACUCCUCUGGUGCUUGCAACCCAAAUGUGUCAUCCACGCAUUUGUCAGCUGCUUGUAGAGCGAGGAGCUGAUAUCUCUGUGCGGGACAAACAAAAAAAAACAGCACUCAUUCUGGGAUGUGAGUAUGGCUGCAAAGAUGCCGUGGAGGUAUUGUUAAGGAAUGGGGCUGAUGUCAAAGACGUGGACGGCUUGGGUCAUGAUGCCUUCCACUAUGCUCGCCUCAGCAAGAACCAGGAGCUUGUUGCAUUAAUCAAAGGCUACCUGGAGAAAGCCACCAAAGAAAAAGAGGCAGCAAAAGUCGAACAAUGGAGGAGACAGUCGGUGGAGCGCUCGGACACCAUGGAGGCAAACAGAAGGGAUCACAUAAUACACGACCUGGAGAGGCAGAACGAGUCCCUGCAGGAAAGUCUUCGAAAAUACCAUAUAGAGCAGAGGGCCCUGUUAGAUAAGGUCAACCUUUUACAACAACAGCUCGCACAGGAAAAGAAGACAAAUGAAGACACUCACAAAGAGAGGGAGAAAUUAAAGGUGUUACUUAAUGCCAACGAACGAGAAGGGUCACGAGGCUCGGAGACUGUCAAGGUUCAACUCAAAUGCACUAUGGGAGACUACUCUGGACAGUCAGUCAUAAAAGGAAAAGAGAACAUUUUGGUCAAACAAGCGUAUAGCCUGGAUUCGGAUCAGAAACUCCAGAAUCCGGCUAUGUCACGUUCACUCACCAGACCGUUAGAGAAGGGUCUCUCUGGUGAACUUGAUGUUCUCCGACAUGAAGUUGAGACUCUGAGAAGAAAACAACAGGCUACUGAGGAGGAGAGGUUGCGACUUCACUCAUCUCUUAGCCGAAAAAAUCGAGAGUACCAAGAACUGGUUCAGAACAGAGAUCUCAUCCAGAAACAAGCUGAUCAGCAAGUUCAGGAGCUUGAGGAUGCCUUGGGCGACGUUCAGAAGCGGAUGAUAGAGUCUGAAUGCAAGGUUAAACAAUUGCAGGCCCAUGUAGUUGCAGUAAAGGAACACUUAGGAGGCCAGGCCACAGAAGAGCUUCGUGCUCAGCUUCAGGAAAUUAAAGCCAAGUAUGAAGGGGCUUCAGCUGAGGUGUGUCGGGUUCGUAACCGCCUGAAACAGAGUGAGAAGGCAUUGGAGGAAUACAAGGACAGUGAAAGCCAGCUAGCUACUGAAGCUGAACGGUUAAAUGAAGAGCUCAGUGUUGUGACUGCUGAAAGAGAUGAACUUUCACAAGCUGUCCUUGAAAUGGAAACCCAGUUGAAGGGAGUGCAGUCCAAGCAGGGCAACAUGGUACCAGCUGAGAAAUUUGACAACAUGAAAAACCUACUGACCAAUGCAGUAGAUGAAAAAGAACGACAGAUUGCUGAGCUGAGAGACGACUAUGAUCGUGUCCUCGAGGAGGUGGCGGAGCUCCAUCGCAAGCUAGAUAAUCCAACCCAGGGAGGAGCAGGAGCCGGGGCAGUGCCCUCAGAGGAGCAACAAAGGAUACAGUCUGCUCUUGAGGAACAGAACAUCUCGCUGAAGAGAAAACUUCAUGAUGUCACAGCAAAAAGUCAGGCACUUAUUCAUGAAAUGGAGGAGAGUGAGGAGGAAAGAGAGAUACUGCAAGAGAAGCUGGAGGAGCUGAAUAGCAGGCUGGAGUCGGACUUCAUACCGAUCAAGGAACACGAGGAAUCCCAUAUGAACAUGGUAUCAGCUGUUGAGGAGCUUGAGGACAAACUGGUGGAAGCCAGCGAACGUUUUGGCAAAGCUGAGGCACAAGUCCAACAGCUCCAUACAGAGAGAAUGAAGCUCCAGGAGAAUAUUAAUCACUUGCAAGGUGCCAGAGAGGAACAGCAAAGUGAAAUGGAAGCACUGAAGACUCAGAAUACUGAAGUGUUAAAGAAAUUAGAGCUUUUGCAAAUAAGGUGUGAAGACAAAGAUAAGCAAUGUGUUCAACUGACAGCACAGAGUCAGACUUUGAAACAGAGUUUAGAGGGGGACCAUGUGUCUAGGCAACAGCAUGAGCAAUUGAGGAUAGAGUUAACAUCCACCUUAGAGAGUGCCAAGGCUGAGAAUUUAAAUUUGGAGUCCAUGAAUAAAGAAUAUAAGGAAGAAUUAAAGAAUGUGGAAGAAGGAAACGCCAAGUUACAGGAAAAGUUGGAAAAGGUUCUUGAAGAAAUGAAAAAUGACUACAUGAGCUUGAAGGAUCACAAAUGUAUCACAGAAAGAAUGGGUGCUGCUGUGGUACAAGCGGAGAAUAGAGCAAACCAACUGUCAGCGAUGCAUAUGUCCGUCCAGGAAGAAAAUGUGAAGCUGACACAAGAACUGGAAGCUCAAAAGAAAGAACUUGAUACGAUAAUGGAAGCUAUUCAUACCAAAUUUGUCCCACUGACGGUCGUUGAGGAAAAAGACAACUCCUACGCUACCCAAGUAAAGGAGUUGAAAGUUAAACUGUUGGAAAUGGAGGAGAUGUAUAGCAAAGAGAAGUCUGAAAGAGAGAAUUACAAACUGGAGAAAGAGAAAUUGAAAGUUGAGAUUGAAUCUGUUCAACAAAGACUUGACACUGCUCUUGUCACGGAUGAGAAGCGUAAGGGGUAUGAGGAGGAGUUCAAGGAUCAGUAUGAAGCAAUGUCUCAAAAGUUAACCAGUCUGGAGGAGAAGCACAAUGAGGUAAAUCUUAAAAAAAAUGAGCUUGAAGGCCAAAAUGCUCUGUACAACACUCAAAUCCAGAAUCUCCAGGACCGUCUAAAAUCAGAGUUGACGCGGAUUGCGACCUAUGACACAGAGCUCAAGGCCCUUCAUGACGUCAUGCAGCAAGCUCAGGUGGAUUGUAAGAAAGCACGAGAUGCUCAGCAGGUUGAAGUCCAAAAGGUCUGUGCUCUCCAGAAAGAAGUUCAGGAACUCCAUAGAGAACAGGCUUCUCUGCUGCAGCAGCACAACAAUACCACUAAAGCCCUGGAGGUUGAAAUAACCGGGCUUCGAAUAGCGCUCCGAGAAGAGGAAGAGAACAGCAGCCAGAGGGCCGAGGAUGUUUCGGCCCUACAGUCAGAACUUCUUCAAGCCACUCAAGCUCUCGAUGAGCUUCGCUUCAAAGAAAGUCAUAUGACCCAAAUGAAAAAGGAGAAUGAGAGUCUUGAGGAAGAAGCUUCCAACAUGAACAACAAGCUGUUGAGUUUAACAGAAGAAUGUAAAGCGGUUCGUCGAGAGGCAAAUCAGGCAAGGGAGAGCGAAAGCAAAGCCAGAAGGGAGAUGGAUGCUGUCCGUGAGAAGGGACUAGCCAUUGAAAGAGAAAUAAAGGAGCUGAAAGAACGCUACGAUGAGUCACUCAGUACCAUUGGUGGCCUUCAGAAGAGGAUUUCAACAUCAUCUCAGCUGACUGAAGCCAAAGAUAAGAAGAUCACCGAGUUGCUAACUGACGUGGAGCGGCUGAAGCAAGCACUGAAUGGUCUGUCCCAGCUGGCAUACACAAGCAGUACCCCAAAUAAAAGGCAGACGCAGCAUGUCGAUACUCUCCAAGCCCAGAUCAAAAACCUACAGCAACAGCUGGCUGAUGCUGAGAGGCAGCACAGGGAAGUGGUUUCCAUUUAUCGAACACACCUCCUCAGUGCAGCACAGGGCCACAUGGAUGAGGACGUUCAAGCUGCUUUGCUACAAAUCAUCCGCAUGAGACAAGAGUUUGUGUGUUAAAGCUUUCUUCAGCAUAAUGUGAUACGACUGCCUGCAGACUCAAAUUCACCAUUCGUGCACCCGACAUGCCUCUCUCACUGCAUUAUGUCAACCAAAUAGGCUCUUAUCAAAUCUUUUAUGUGUAGUAGAGCUACUCAUCGGGCCCUUGAUGCUGUAAAAGUGAAUGUUGAUGCUAAAAAACUGGCCACCUAUCGACAAGUCGCCCACAGACUAUAUACGAAGGGAACAUGCAUAGUAAUUUUUGCAUGCUGAAGGAUUUUCAGUGUGACUUGACCUACGAUUUAGGAAAAGAUGGCACAUGUGUGCUUACUGCUUGUAUGGUGUGUGCUUUAUCCAAGAUGAUGGCACAACCAUUAACAAACAUGAGUCUCUUCUCCAAAUGAUCGUUGUAGUACUAGUACUGAAAUGAGACGCAGCAUGGUGCCACAGGGCAUCUCUUCUGUAGUAGAAGCUAGGUUAAUUAUUAGCAUAUUUGAUAGCGACAUCCCUAUUGAAAUGUCUUCUAUUCAUUUUUGUGGUGUUGGAUGACUUGGCAGACACGUUAUGAAACACUCAACACAUGCAGUCGCUCCCUUGUUUUGUGUCCAGCAGCGGCACAAGCUUCAGCUUCAGCUCCAUAAUCUGGACGAUCGUAACUAAGCAGUUUCAGGAUUGAUGAUUUUCUGCCCUGCUGCCGUUUGGGGUUAAAAACUCUUGAUACACACGUCAUCCAAAGAAACAAUCAAAGUCUCAUUUAGGCCUUUUUGGGCUUCAAUUAGAAUUGUGGAAAUUCUUUAAAUUGCUAAAGAGCUACCUUAAUAUUAAGACAACACAUGAUGAGUUUAGGACUGCCACCAUGAAAAUAUUCUGGAUAGAUAUGAUCUUAUUUCUAAUGUCAACACAUGGAAAACAACCACAACGUCCCACAUAACACCGAGCCCCCAGAUAGGAAGUUUGCUGCUCUUAUCUGACGUUUUAAGGAUUGAGAGUGGAAUCUGCUUAAUAGGAAUAUUACAAAUGCGGCACGGUGGAGAGUGGUUUGCACUUCCGCCUCACAGUUUUGAGAUCCAAGGUUGCGGGCUUUCCGUGUGGACUUUGCAUGUUCUCCCUGUGCCUGCGUGGAUUUUCCCUGCGACUUCGGUUUUCUCCCCCAUUCCCAAAAACAUGCAUGAUAGGCUGAUUGAGCACUUUAAAUUGUCCCUGGGUCCGAGUGUGUACAUGAUCAGGUGAUUGUCUCCUUGUGCCCUGUGAUUAGCUGGCAACCAAUUACGAAUGAACCCCACCUACUGCAGAUAGUUACCUGUGAUAGGGUCUAGCACCCCCACGAUCCUCGUGAGGAUAAGCAGAAAAGAAGAUAAAUGGAUGUUCAAAUUAUAUAUAUUUGGAAUUCAUUUAGCUCAAGUGUGUGUCUCUUGAGAAGCCAUAGUGACAAAAAAUUACACUUGUUUAGAGUUUUGAUGUGGCAAUGUUUUUGUAGUCAAAGUAUCCAAUUUGAACAAAGAACAGAAAUGCUUACGUGAUAAACAUUUCUUAAAAUACAGAUUUGGCUGGCUAAUGUGUUCCUUUCAGGCAUAAUAUCACCAUGGAUAUCAUUCAGUCACUCACCAUUAUUCUAUUAUUGUAGUUUAACUACUAGGUUCACUUAGCAAAUGCAGUGGUUUGUUUCUGUGGGUAAUUUGAGUCAUGCAGGCGAGCGUGGGAGACAGGAGGUCUCUUGCUGUGUCCUAAAUUUUUGCGGUGGCUGGUCAUCUUCUUUUUUCUAACCUGAGUGCCCUCUAGUGGUGUGACUUGGCAGGCCAAGUUAAUAGAACUGUAAUUUCCGUGGGGUGGGGCAGUUGGGUGGGGGAUUUACUUUUACCUUUGGAAGCUGCUUAUUUGAAAUUAUUAAAAGAAACUCUAAAAUGAGAACUAUUGCAGCUCCAGAGGACAAUGAGUACACCAAAUACCUUCCGAAGUGGCUGUGUGUGCCCGCCCAUACCGGAGUGUCGUGUGUUGUGAUUGUUGAGCGAGUCUCUUGUGCCUUUUCAUUGAUUUUAUUUUAUUUUUUUCAUUGCUUUGUACUACUUGGAUGACUGUACUAAAGGGUGACAUUUUAAACGUUCAGCAGGUCUGGAAGUAGAAAGGCACAACAUAAAUGUUGAGUACUUUAUUGUAUAGAAUUAAGUUCUAGGAAAAUAGGACAAUCCAUUUAACCGCGCAAUUAGGGAACCUCCUAGAAAUGUGUUAUUUUAAACACUCCUGUCUUUUCCUUAACACCCUUUCUCACUUCAUGUACUUUGGCCAAAUUUCUUCAGAUUUUGAAGAUUAACUUUUACCCUUUCGACCAUCAAUCAAGACUGUUAGAUCAAGACUGUUAAAUCUGUCAAUACAAACUGUUAAAUCUGUUAAUACAAAUAUUUCUGUUUUUGAGUCAUUGUAACUAUAUCAAUAAAAGUGCCUAACAUAGAAACUAUGUUUUGUUUGUUCUAUCUUUAUUGUAGUACUAGCUCCUCCAGACCAUUCUUAAAUGCUUCUGUUAUAUAUACAAUAUUUCCCUUCUCUGGGUUUAAUAAAGUGCCAUCUAAUCUCACAUGCCAAUCAGGAAUCAUAAAAUGACAAGAUAAAAGUCGAAUCUUUGUGUUAUUGUGCUAUAAACCACCGCUUUU
Messenger RNA from Corythoichthys intestinalis (scribbled pipefish), 7338 nucleotides. RefSeq names its product uveal autoantigen with coiled-coil domains and ankyrin repeats b (gene uacab). The record is from RefSeq and is a predicted model, not a curated record. Bases 653 to 4714 code for a protein of 1353 amino acids. The transcript is spliced from 19 exons. Gene Ontology annotation, molecular function: protein binding. Lineage: Eukaryota; Metazoa; Chordata; Actinopteri; Syngnathiformes; Syngnathidae.